This is a messenger RNA of Hypoxylon fragiforme, 384 nucleotides long. RefSeq lists its product as uncharacterized. Lineage: Eukaryota; Fungi; Ascomycota; Sordariomycetes; Xylariales; Hypoxylaceae. The transcript has a single exon. The record is from RefSeq and is a predicted model, not a curated record. The coding region runs from base 1 to 384 and encodes 127 amino acids.
AUGCCUCACGCUACCAAGAAGCCAGCCCGUCCGCGUCUCGCCACGACCGCGCCUUCUUAUCCAGCGCGAGGACAGCAGCAGCAGCAGCAGCAGCAGCAGUCAACCCAGCCAAUGUCUUCAUCCACACCAUCCUCUGCAGCCACUUCUGCUUCAACUUCAGCCUCCUCUUCUUCCGGCUACUGGACAGCGGUAGAUGCAGCCAAGGCAUCAAGAGACGGUGCCUUCCUCACUGCCUGGCCGCGCGACGAGUCGUACUACGCGCCCCCGGUGCACCCACCUGCCCAGGGAUACCACCAGCAACAGUCCGGGCAGCAGCAGGCAGCGUUGCAGUAUUACUACGCUACCACAUCUGCUACGGCGGCAGGGCAAGGAGGAAGUGGAUGA